This is a messenger RNA of Sceloporus undulatus (fence lizard), 5337 nucleotides long. RefSeq names its product leucine rich repeats and immunoglobulin like domains 1 (gene LRIG1). Gene Ontology annotation, molecular function: protein binding. The transcript has 19 exons. The record is from RefSeq and is a predicted model, not a curated record. Lineage: Eukaryota; Metazoa; Chordata; Lepidosauria; Squamata; Phrynosomatidae. Bases 787 to 4077 code for a protein of 1096 amino acids.
UCUGUCGAGAUCUUUUAUAUGCCGAGAACCUUCUCCUCCUCCAACGUCCUCCAUUUUGGUGUCUGCUGCCUUGUUGCGCCUUGUCCUCCAGGGGGCUAGUAGUGAGGGCCGAAGGAGGAGAGGCGGGGAAAGGGAGGAGGAGAAGCCAAGAAGGGGAAAGUUGUGGAGGCGGAGAUCAUAAAGCAGAGCUUGGCCAAAAAGGAAAGGAAAGGAGAGAGAAAGGUGUCUGAGGAGGAGGAGGAGGGCCUAGCUCCUUCCAGCAGAGAGAGAGAGAGAGAGAGAGAGAGAGGGGGGGGGACUCUGCCUGAGGAGCCUCGGAGGAAGGAGGAGGGGAAGGGAACUUUCCUGGGCUGACCCAGGUCCAGCCACGCAGCAUCCCCACGUGCAGAGAGAGAGACACGCAAGGACUUCCAAGAGGAGCCCCCCUCCAGUGCCAAGGACUUGACUGGACAACGGCUUCGUCGUUUGUGGUUCCUGUGGAGGAGGAGCCUUGCCUUUAUUGGCUUUGUUUUCCUUCUCCUCCGCAAAGGGCUCCCAAAAAGAGAAGGAAGGAAGGAAGUUGGGCUCCUUGGAAGAAACUGCCAUGGUCUCUAACCGACAAGACUGAGGGGCGGAGAUAUAUAGAUAUAGAUAUAUAUAGAUAUAUUGGGGUGCCCAGAAAAUAUUUUGGGGGAGAACUGUUUUUGGGGGAGACCACUUCGUGGGACCCCGUCCCCUGGGAGGCUUCGUGUUUUGGCUUGGCUUCUACUGCCCCCCUCCCUCCCUUGGCUCCCAGGAAGAGACAAAAUGGCGGUGCUGGGGAAGUUGGGGUCCUCCUGCCCUGCCUUUGGAGGUGGCUUUCGGACUCUGCUGCUGCUGGGGCUCCUGGGCUGCUUGCUCCUCUUUGGCCUGGGCUCCUGCCUGGAAGAGGAGCAGGAGGAGGAGGGAGGGCGCCCCUGCCCCUGGGACUGCGCCUGCAGCGGGGGGCUCCUGGACUGCAGCGACCGGGGCUUGGAGCAGCUUCCCCUGGAGAUGCCCACCUGGGCGGUUUACCUGAACCUGAGCCACAAUAAGUUGACAGAGAUUGAUUCUUCUGCAUUUGCAAAGCUGCCAAAUCUACGGGAAGUGAGACUGCAUAACAAUGAACUGACAGCCAUUCCUUCCCUGGGAGCAGCUUCUGGCUACAUAACUUCCCUAUACCUGAAUCGCAACAAGAUCCAUAGCAUUGAAACAAGCCAGCUGGAGCCUUAUGUUGCCCUGGAAACAUUGGACCUGAGCGCAAAUAACAUCACAGAAAUCCGAAGUGGCUGUUUCCCAGUGGGGCUUCAUAUAAAGGAACUCUAUCUGGGGAGCAACAGAAUCAGCAUCUUAGAAACGAAGGCUUUUGAUAGCCUGUCGGGAUCCCUGCUAACACUUCGCCUGAGUAAAAACAGGAUCACGCAGAUUCCUAUUAAAGGAUUCAAACUGCCCAAGCUAAUGCAACUGGAACUAAACCGAAAUCGUAUUCGUCAGAUAGAUGGCCUGACAUUCCAAGGGCUGGAGAGUUUAGAAGUUCUGAAGCUGCAGCGUAACAACAUCAGCAAGCUGACUGAUGGAGCUUUCUGGGGUCUAGCCAAAAUGCAAGUUCUCCAUCUGGAGUACAACGCUCUGACAGAGGUGAACAGUGGCUCCCUGUAUGGUCUUGCGUCUCUUCAGCAGAUUCAUCUCAAUAACAACUUGAUAUCACACAUCAGCCCUGCUGGAUGGAGCUUCUGUCAGAAGCUGGCUGAACUAUCAUUGUCAUUUAACAACCUAACCAGACUGGAUGAAGGGAGCUUAGCUGACCUGGGUGGACUGCAGAUACUCCAGCUCAGCCACAACUUCAUCAGCCAUAUCGCAGAGGGAGCGUUCAAGGGACUCAAAAGCUUACGUGUUCUGGAUCUGGACCAUAAUGAGAUUUCAGGCACAAUAGAAGACACCAGUGGGGCUUUUACAGGCCUGGAAAACUUAAGUAUGCUAACUCUGUUUGGAAACAAGAUCAAAUCUGUAGCCAAGGAGGCAUUCUCAGGCUUGGAGGCCCUGGAACACCUGAACCUUGGAGAAAAUGACAUAAGGUCUGUUCAAGAGGAUGCAUUUGCCAAUCUGAAGAACUUGAAGGAACUCCACAUAAAUAGUGAGAGUUUCCUCUGUGAUUGUCAGCUCAAAUGGUUGCCUCAGUGGUUAACCAAGAAGGAACUGCGACCAUUUGUGGAAGCUACCUGUGCCCAUCCAGAGUCAUUAAAGGGCAAAAGCAUUUUCGAUGUGGUGCCAGAAAGCUUUGUGUGCGAGGAUUUUCCAAAGCCGAAGAUCAUUGUGGAACCAGAAACUACAAUGGCUGUCCUUGGCAAGGACAUUCGCUUCACCUGUUCAGCUGCUAGUAGCAGCAGUUCCCCCAUGACCUUUGCCUGGAAGAAAGACAAUGAAAUUCUGCACCAUGCUGAGAUGGAGAACUUUGCUCACGUUCGGGCCAGUGAUGGUGUGGUAAUAGAGUACACCACCAUCCUUCACCUGCGCCACGUCACUUUCUCCCAUGAGGGCCGCUACCAGUGCAUCAUUACCAACCAUUUUGGUUCCACCUAUUCUCACAAAGCUCAUCUUACUGUCAAUGUGUUGCCCUCCUUCCUGAAAACUCCCCAUGACAUUGCAGCCCGGACGGGAACGACAGCCCGGCUUGAGUGUGCUGCUGGUGGUCACCCCAUUCCACAAAUUGCUUGGCAGAAAGAUGGAGGUACUGACUUCCCUGCAGCUCGUGAACGCCGGAUGCACGUCAUGCCUGAUGAUGAUGUCUUCUUUAUCACAGAUGUCAAGAUAGAAGACAUGGGCAUUUACAGCUGCACGGCUCAGAAUUCUGCUGGUUCUGUGUCAGCAAAUGCUACUUUAACAGUGCUAGAGACUCCAAGCUUAAUUCACCCACUGGAAGAUCGUGUUGUAUCUGUUGGGGAAACUGUGGUUCUGCAGUGCAAAGCAACAGGAAGCCCACCUCCACGCAUCAACUGGCUGAAGGGUGACCACUCUCUAAUGGUCACUGACAGGCAUCACUUUACUCCAGGCAACCAGCUGCUUAUUGUCCGGAAUGUUGUAUUGGAAGAUGCUGGGAAAUACACUUGUGAAAUCUCAAACACUGUUGGGACAGAACGGGCCCAUAGCCAAGUUAGUGUUCUGCCUUCACUUGCCUGUCGAAAGGAUGGAACCACAGUUGGGAUCAUCAUUAUCGCUGUAGUAUGUAGCAUCGUGUUGACCUCUUUGGUUUGGGUGUGUAUAAUUUAUCAAACGAGAAAGAAGAGUGAAGAAUACAGUGUCACAAACACAGAUGAGACCAUCGUACCACCAGAUGUGCCAAGCUAUCUGUCCUCUCAAGGAACACUGUCAGAACGACAAGAAGCGGUGGUCAGAGUGGAAAGUGGCCAACAGCCCAAUGGGCACCUACAGAGUAAUGGAGUUUGCCAGACUGAUAGAGGGAGGGAUCCAGAGGCUGAUGCUCAUCCUGUUGUUUACCGGCAGCCAAAGCUAUGCUUAGGAUAUAAUAAAGAGUCUUGGAAAGGAGAAGAUCUAGCUGACAGGAUGCGUGUUCCAGAUAGAACUGGCUACAGCUUACCAGCUGUCUACACAAAUUGCAGCGGGAGCACAGACAGCAUGAGCGUCACCAUUUUCCCCAAGGACCUGGAUUAUUACCCUCUGCCUGCAGAACCAGUGCCUCUAAAUGCUUCCAGUAGCAAAGAGUCCAGCAGGUGUGAUAGUAUACCUGUGGCUAAUUGUCAAAGUCCUGCAAAGUGUAACAUGACUACAACUACCAGGAACUCCUACAUUGGUGAUAGCAUGUAUCCCAGUAAUCAUGACAGGAUGCCCGUUGCAAACUCCAGCAAGCCACCUCACAUGGACAGCAAAGGUUCUUUGCAGCCUUUGGGAAAAUCUUCUGAGCCUCGUGGCCUCUUGUUGCCUCCUGAGGGGUCAAUGGGGCCCCUGAAAGGAACACCUGAACUAUCUCAGACUUUAGCAGAGGAAGCAGAAGCUAAACAAAGGCUUCUCCCCAACGGACACUUACCAAGAUCACGUGACUCUUUUCACGAGUCUGGCCACUGAAAAUAUCACAAUGGACUGAGGAAAAUGCUGUGUGCAAAUUGAAUGGAACAUUAUAUAGCGAUCGACAGAAUUUCUUUGCACGGAACUGUCUAGGCUACUUCUACCUCAAGUUCUGAACGGAUGGCUUGUCAAAGGAAAAUGAAAACAUAGUGAGGUAUAGGAAGCAAGCUUACGUGGGGGAACAAAGGCUUGUCUAAAUGGUGCCCACUUGUACAUAAUAGUUUUUAAACUUAAUUGAGAAGUAUUUGUGGCUCACACAUUGGUUUGCAUAUAAAGCACAGAAAUGCAAAGGGUUAUUGUGUAAAGUGAACAGAAAAGUAUUUGAUAACAAAUAUGUACAUAAGAGUUUUCAUAUAUGUAAAUCUAUAUAUAUAUAUAUAUUAUAUAUAUAUAUAAAACUUCUAACAGAGGCUAUUUUAUUCCUUGGUGCAUGACUGAACUGAGUGAAAUUAUGCAAUGUUGACAGUUAUACAUCAUUUUCUUGCUAUAAGGUGGUUGCUAGGGUUUUGUUUUAACACACACACACACAGUAAGUAUUUUGGUGCCUUAGGUAGAAUGCCAAAAACAGGCCCAUAUUGUUUAAAUAGAAAUUACUGUACUCUUGACAUUUUCCUUUUAAUAGCAAAUCACACUCUCUCAGCCUCAGAGGAAGGCAGUGGCAAACACUCUUGAACAAAUCUUAACAAGAAAACUCCGAUAGGUUUGCCUUACCGUCAUCAUAAGUCAGAAAUGUCUUGAAGGCACACAACAGCAGCUAAAUUGUUGUUAGCUUCAUUUUCUCCUCAGAAAUGCUAUAUAUAGAGCACAAUCCUAACACAGUGGUUUCCAAACUUUGGUCUUUUGGACUUCAGCUCCCAGAAACCCCUGCCACCUUGCAUUUCCAUUUAAAUUAGAACCAUUCAUCGCACUAGGCAAUGAAGUUUGCCUCCCCUCAGAAUACCAUUACGUUGCUAUGUGUACUUCAGAAAGAAGCAAAAGAAAGGCUAUUAUUGAUUGGCAAGCUCUUCUUAAUUUGCUGAAACUUCUUCCUGUUUUUUAUGGCAUCUUAACACUCUAUGGAGAUUUUUAAAUUAUGUUGCUAAUACCUAGGUUACUUCCUCACACGAUAUUCCCCCAGAGAUGUUACUUUUCAUUCUCAGAGUCCAGAAUCUUAGUGAGUUUUCUGCUUGAAUUUUAAGAAACCUCUCUGAAAUAUGAAAAGUCUUUUGAUUCAUCUUCUUCUGAGCAAAUUGGGGGGGGGGGGUUAAUAAAAAGAUGAAA